Messenger RNA from Plasmodium inui San Antonio 1, 2085 nucleotides. RefSeq lists its product as hypothetical. Gene Ontology annotation, molecular function: translation initiation factor activity; ribosome binding; tRNA binding. The transcript has a single exon. The coding region runs from base 1 to 2085 and encodes 694 amino acids. Gene Ontology annotation, biological process: translational initiation. Lineage: Eukaryota; Apicomplexa; Aconoidasida; Haemosporida; Plasmodiidae. Gene Ontology annotation, cellular component: cytosolic small ribosomal subunit. The record is from RefSeq and is a predicted model, not a curated record.
AUGAUGUCGACAGAGGCAAGCCACAGAAACAACCUAUUCUUCCUCGCGGUGAGCAAAAACAAAGCAACGGUUUAUGAGUAUGACGUUAGUUUUAGUAGCUGCAUAAUUAACGAUAUAGAAAAGGAGAUCAAACGGAGCGAAGAGGAUGUUGGGGCCUUCAGCCAAAGUGGAAAUCGCGAAUGUGUCAUUGGCGAAACGGCCAAGCGCGAAUGCGCAGAUGUGAAGGAAACCAUCAGAAGCAAUGGAACGGUACCCCGAACAGAAGGAAAAAAAACGGGAAAAAAAUUCAACAACGAUUUUGUCGUCAAUCGGGGCAUUCGCAUCUACAAAGAGUUCGAUGAUGUAGAGCUAGCCACUUGCACAAAUGAUUAUAAAAAAAUAAUCCUUGUGAGGAAGGCCGACUUAAACGUGGCAGAAGUGAUAGACCUACAGGGGGGGACCAAUAGACCACCCUUUCAGAUCAGGGCGAAGACGCCCAUAAAGGCAAUCAACAGCAGCCCCAAGGAUAGCCACCUUGUGCUGUACUGCCAGUACAAGCCGCAGGUGUCACCGCACAAUUUGUUCCUAUAUAGGAUUGGUCAGGCGGCUGCAAAAAAGAAGAACAGGAAUAAGCAGAACAAGCAGACUAAUCAGAGCAAUCAGCCCAAUCAACCUAAUAAGAAGGACAAAAAUGGUGAUCGCGUCGGCAAGGGGAACCAACGCGCGGAUGAUGGAGAAGCCCCGAAAGAAGAAAAGUCCAGCACAACUCCGAAAGGAAUCCCCAAAGGAGGAACGAAAACGUCGGGCCAGGGUGACAAAACAGAGGAGGACAGCCACCAUGGUUACGGAGGAAGCGGCCAACGGGAUAACCUCGACGAACUGCCCGUGCGUGUGGACACGCUCAAAAGUUAUAGCAGCAAGAUGUGGCCCUUCUACAAGUGGAGCCAAAGCGAAUCCAUCUGUGCCAUCCGAAUCAAUAAUGACAUUUAUGUGUACAGGGAAAAUAACUUCACAUCGUACGUAAGUAGACUCUCCCUGGAGAAUCUCGAAUUUUUUGAUGUGUCCCCUGAGCAAAGUAAUAAAAAGGGAGUGCUCCUCGCCACGUACGAAAGAGGGGGUAAAGGUCAGCCAUCCGUUUUUAAGAUUUUUAACUCUUCCGAUUGGAAGAACCAUGUUUAUACGAAGACCUUUUUCAACUCAGAUGAGAUGAAGCUCAAGUGGAAUAAAAAUGCCAGUGCAGUGCUGCUAAAUGUACACACACAGGUGGAUAAAGAGAAGCAGUAUUACUACGGAUUGAGCAACUUAUUUUUUAUCGACACGGAUAAGUUUACAGAGGUGAAUAUAAUGACAGAUCGAGGGCAAAUCUAUGAUUGCAUCUGGUCCUAUAAUCAAAACAAGUUUUAUGUCUGCAAAGGAGACAUCCCGGCGGAGAUUGUUCUUUACGAUAAAUCUGCCAAUAUAGCUCAUUCUUUUGGCAGGCAUAAAUUUAACACCUUAAAAUUGAAUUGUUCAGAGAAGUUGCUUCUAACUGGUGGGUUUGGAAACCUAAGUGGAGAUAUCACCUUAUGGAAUACUUCCACGAAGAAGGAAGUUACCAGAACGAAAGCAUCUUGUGCAGUCAUUUGUGAAUUUUUUAAUGAUGGGAAGCAUUUCGUGACAGCAACUACCCACCCAAGACUCCGAGUGGAUAAUCAUCUGAAAAUCUUUACUCACGAUGGAUUCAUCGUUAGUAGAAUCAAUUUUGAAGAAUUAUACCAGGUCAUUAUUCUUCCUUUUAACAAGAUUCCCUUCUCCGAAUCAGAUGCAUCUUUGGGUGUCUUCAUGGAAAACUCGAGUCAGCAGAUUUAUAUACAUAAGCAGCUAGGUAUCGAUUCGAAGAAAACUGGCGUUUACCGUGCUCCUGGAACGUCUGCCAUUGCAAGCUUAACUCUAAAUGGUUUUAUGAAUGCCAAGAAGCCGACACAGAAACCGGGCAACCAGAAACCUCCGGGUGCCAACUUCGUGCAGGAGCAGAAGAAGAAGGCCCCCCAGAAGAAGAAAAAGAAAAAGAAGAAGAAUCCCCAAACGGGGGAGGCCGAAGGGGACGUCGAAGAGGACGAACCGUAG